Molecule: messenger RNA, 1384 nt
Organism: Ceraceosorus guamensis
Lineage: Eukaryota; Fungi; Basidiomycota; Exobasidiomycetes; Ceraceosorales; Ceraceosoraceae
Product: cyclin-like protein
Exons: 3
Coding region: 177-1178 (333 amino acids)
Biological process (GO): regulation of transcription by RNA polymerase II
Cellular component (GO): nucleus
Molecular function (GO): cyclin-dependent protein serine/threonine kinase regulator activity
Source: RefSeq, a predicted model, not a curated record
GGGAACUCCAUGUUGUGCGUUCAUUCCAACCUCGAUCAUUCAUCCCUCUUCGCAAGAUUUUCGUCGCUUCCACCGAUAGGAAGCCUUGCGCAGGCACUUGCAGUCGCGAUCAUGAAUGACGCGGCGCUGAACGUCUGUCGCAGCUGAGCGAUCUCUUGGGCCACACCUCUGACAACAUGUCAGCACCGCCAGCGCCUCUCCCACCGCUGCUGCACCCUCAGCAAGCUGCGUCACCCACACCUUCUCGUGGAGAUGGCAUUCCCGUCGAGGUGGAAGAUGCGUUGAGGGCGUGGGGCGCGCAGACGAUCCAAGAUGCUACCAUGCUGUUGGAUCUGCCGCAAGUGGCCGCUGCUACUGCCUGCACCCUCUUUCAGAGAUUCUGGUUCGUUAGCAGCAUGCGUGACUUUUCCGUCAUUGAUUUUGCUCCUGCUGCUUUGUUUUUGGCUUCGAAACUCGUUGAAGCGCCUUUGCGGCUGCGCGACCUGCUCAACGUGUUCGAGUACCUCAUCAAGCGCGCAGAGCACUACUCGGAGCAUUGCGGCGAGCGAGGUAUAUGGUUCUACAAGGACCCAACCACCGCGAUAGAACCAGCAAGCACCACUGGUCAUUCCACUAAGAAUGGUAGUGACGAGGCCGGCCCGCCGUCGUAUCAACACAAGGUGUCGGGGUACUUUGCUCAGAGCUUUUACGACGCCAAAGACGCACUGGUGGUGGGAGAGAUGCAGAUCUUGAAACGACUUGGGUUCAAUACGAACGUCGUGCCGCCUCAUGCCACCAUGGUCAAUUAUGCUCAGAUGCUGGGCAUCACACAGCAGAACGAGCUAAUGCAGAGAGCCUGGGGCACGCUCAAUGACAUGUUCCAGACAUCGCUUCCGUGCCUCUUUCCGCCACACGUGCUCGCCGCUGCAAGCAUUUAUCAGCUGACGCUCACGCCGAGUGGGUCGGAAGCUGCAGAAAGCACAUCAGAGAGACAAUCGCUACUUAGCCUACCGCUUGAUCCAGCUCCUUGGUGGGAGCUUUUGGAUGUGAGGGAGUGGGAGCUCAGGGCUGUAUGCGCUCAUCUUGCGCGACUUUAUAGGAGAAUCGCCCCGCUCAUUGCGUGGAGAGAUGGAGGAGCUGUGAGAUUGGCAAGUCGUAAGGGUAUCAGACGUUGGCUGGAUGCUCGUAAUCAGACAUAGAUUGUUCCUGCGCGAUGGUGAGAAUGCGUCCAGGCGAAGCUAUGCAUCAGCAUCCAUCGAUGCACUGUACCUCUUUGGCUACCGCUCUUAGGGUCGAAAGGGAGGCGCAUAUGACGGUUGCUCGAACACAUUUGCCCUGUACGCGAUCCAUACACACUGUUGGGCUCACUAAGCUCUGCUGUUGCGCUUCUGACUGAGCUCGGCCU